Molecule: messenger RNA, 873 nt
Organism: Diuraphis noxia (Russian wheat aphid)
Lineage: Eukaryota; Metazoa; Arthropoda; Insecta; Hemiptera; Aphididae
Product: putative nuclease HARBI1
Source: RefSeq, a predicted model, not a curated record
AUGGCAAAUUUUCAAGAAAUGGCAAUGUUCUUUGACAUUAAUAUCGUUGAGGAACAUGAAAUUAAUGUACAUAAUGAAAGACAGACGCGAAAUACAGAAUACAUUACUGACCCGUUUACAUUGUCUGAUCGAUUAUUUAUAAAAAACUUUAGACUGACUAAAGACGCUGUUAGAUAUUUAAUUGAUUUAUUAAGGCCUCAUAUAAUAUCUAACACCCGUUCGUCUGCGAUUGAUUUGAAUACUAAGAUUUUUUCUACUUUGAAUUUUUUGGCGACGGGCUCUUACCAAUCUCCUAUUGGUAACAGCAAAUUUAUGGUGCUGUCACAACCAACUGUAUCGCGAUGUAUAAGUGAAAUUGUGGCAGCACUUAAUCUGCCUGAGAUAUUUCAAGCAUGGGUAUUAUUGGUUGUGUUGAAUUGCACUCAUGUGGCAAUCGUACCUCCAUCAACUAACUUAAAUCUAAAUGAAAAUCAAUAUCCAGAGUAUAUUUAUGUGAACCGAGAUUMUGGAUAUCCUUUGCGCCAAUGGCUGCUGACGCUAAUUGCUAAUCCUACUACAAAUGCAGAAAUCUAUUAUAACCAGAGACAAAUGUCAAGCAGGAGCAUUAUUAAACUAUGUAACGGAGUCUUAAAAAUGCGAUUUCGGUGUCUACUAAAAGAUAGGACUUUGCACUAUAAGCCUGAAAAAGCAUCAUUGAUAAUUAAUGCGUGUAUAGUCUUACACAAUAUCUGUAUCACCAACAAUGUUCCUUUGCAUGAUGAUGAAGAUGAGAUUAAUAAUUUGCGUAUGAUAGAAGAUGAUGCAAUAUUUGAUGAUAAUCAUAAUAUCAACAAUCGAAACAUAAAAUUAACACGGAAGAAAACAGAGGGAUAG